CUCUCACUCUUGUCCUGCCCUCGGAGGAAAUCUCCAGCGUACUGCGCUGCUCCUCAAUGAACUCGACACACACACUCACACACACUUACUCACUCACACACACACACAUACACGUACACACACUCGCAGCAGCUCCUCCGGCUCUGGGCUCUCUGAGAAAGAAAAGAAAGACUGAGUGAUAGAAAAGAAAAGAAAAGAAAAGAAAAGAAAAGAAAAAAAAGCUGAACAAAGCGUGAGAGAAAGAAAGAGAGAGAGUGAGAGAGAGCAUCCUUUCUUCACUCAUCUGUCUCUCUCUUCAGUCUCGUGUCGAGACGGAGCCGGAUGUGAGAGACGCGCCAGAGCUGACGGAGCCGGAGCAGCUGAGGGAGCGAGAGCACGGAGCGAGGGAAGGGAGCGAGCGCGCGGACGGAGGGAGUGAGGGAGGAAGGAGAGAGGGAGGAGGAGGAGCGCGCAGCUCCAUGCAGUUCAGCAGCAGACCGGCGAGUGCCGAGCCGUGCUACAUGGGGACAUGGCAGCAGCAGAACACUGACACACACCUCCUGUUCAGGAUGUCCCAGCAGGCGAUUCGCUGCACUCUGGUGAACUGCACCUGUGAGUGUUUCCAGCCAGGGAAGAUUCACCUGCGCACCUGUGACCAGUGCAAACACGGAUGGGUUGCUCACGCUCUGGAUAAGCUGAGUACGCAGCACCUGUACCAUCCGUCCCAGGUGGAGAUUGUUCAGUCCAACGUGGUGUUUGACAUCAGCAGUCUGAUGCUGUAUGGAACACAUGCACUUCCUGUCCGCCUCAAGAUCCUGCUGGACCGUCUGUUCAGUGUCCUCAAGCAGGACGAGGUGCUGCACAUCCUGCAUGGCCUGGGCUGGACCCUCAGAGACUACGUCCGGGGUUACAUACUGCAGGAUGCUGCAGGCAAGGUGCUGGACCGCUGGACCAUCAUGUCCCGUGAAGAGGAGAUCAUUACCCUGCAGCAGUUUCUGCGCUUCGGAGAGACCAAAUCCAUCGUGGAGCUCAUGGCGAUUCAGGAGAAGGAAGGCCAAGCGGUCACGGUGCCCUCUUCAAAGGCUGACUCUGGUAUCCGGACUUUUAUUGAAAGCAACAACCGCACUCGCAGUCCUGGCCUCCUUACACACUUGGAGAACAGCAGCCCUUCUAGUAUCCAUCAUUUUGAGAACAUCCCCAACAGUUUGGCUUUUCUGCUGCCCUUCCAGUACAUCAAUCCUGUCUCGGCUCCCAUGUUGGGGCUGCCACCUAACGGGCUAAACUUAGAUCAAUCGGCUCUGAGGCUCCGAGAGCCAAACCUUUCCAAUCAGAGUGAACCAGUAGAUAGCAGUGAGUCAGAAGUGUCUUUGUCACCUUUCCGAAACAGCCAGAGUCCAAACCGAGGUGCCAUAGGGACCAUUCCGAAUUCCAUCGAGCCCAAGACGGAACCUAAUGGAUCAUCACCUAUCACAACAACCCCAUCCGCACAGCAAGUCCAACAACAGCAAGCACAGCAGCAGCAGCAGCAGAUCCAACAACAGCAGCAGCCCCAGAACAAUGCCAUAAAUGACCACCACUUUGUGAAAAAUGAGCAGUCAAAGAACCUUCACUCUUCCUUCUCUUCCAAGAUGCACCGCAUGCGUCGCAUGGGUACUCCGUCGCGCAAGGGUCGCGUCUGCUGCAAUGCCUGUGGCAAGACCUUCUAUGACAAAGGCACUCUGAAGAUCCACUAUAAUGCUGUACAUCUGAAGAUCAAGCACCGUUGCACGAUCGAGGGAUGCAACAUGGUCUUCAGCUCCUUGCGUAGCCGCAAUCGCCACAGUGCAAAUCCCAACCCUCGCCUUCACAUGCCUAUGCUGAGAAACAACCGAGAUAAGGACCUCAUUCGCUCCACUUCUGGAUCAGCUACCCCGGUCAUCUCUAGUACCAAGAGUGGAUUUACUCUAACAAGUCCUGGACGGCCUCCUCUAGGCUUCGCAACUCCUCCUCUCGAUCCGAUGAUGCAGUCCCCCCUUCAGAGUCCUCUGGUCUUCCCAUCCCUGAAGUCUGUGCAGCCAGUACAACCCAUACCACCUUUCUACCGCAGCUUGCUUUCUCCUGCUGACAUCGUGAGCCCUCCAGUGUCCCUUCCCACUAGUCCGAUUUUACCCACUACUACCAACAGCACCUCCAUCAUGGACCAACAUCAGCAGAUCUUAGCUGCUAGUUCCAACAAUAGCCACAUGUCUGAGACAGGAACUUUGUCUCACCACCUUUCCACCACUUUAGGUGCUCCGGAUCCCAUCACCAUUGAUCCUAUGCCCAAGAAAAAACCUCGCAAGUCCAGCAUGCCUGUCAAGAUCGAGAAAGACAGAGAGGUACCGGAGGAUUAUGACGAUAAAGAUGAUGACAACGAUGAUGACAGCUGUCACCAUCGUCACCCUGCAUCUCACCUCCACAAUAAUAUCAAUGGAAACUGCAACAAUAAUAACAACAGCAGCAGCGGGCAUCAGUCACCCUCCCAGGAUGAGAUGACGGAAGGCACCAGUGAGCUGCGUUGCAUGGACAGUUUCACGUCCGAGGAACAGGACCAUGAGCGUGACUUUGAGAAUGAGUCAGAGACUUCUGAGUCCAAGAUGUUCUACCGUGAUGAGCCAAUGGACGCUGAAGAUCAUCGCCACACCUCCAGGAGAAACAUGGACAAAGAAAAGGAUGAUGGCAUGGAAGAUAGACACAUCCACAAAGAGAUAGAAGAAAAGAGAUGCUCUUCGCGGUCCCCACAUCAACCUGUCAUCAAAAUCAAAGAAGAACUCAACGAUCCAACCUAUGACAUGUUUUGCAUGGGGCAAUACAAUCUGUACAACGGUGGAAUGGCUGCUGCAGCCGCAGCCGCUGCGAGUAUGGCUGCCUUGCACGAGAGCUUCAUCUCCUCCAUGGGUUACGAAUCAAGUUCGCCCAAAUUUCACUCCCAGUCCCCAGAGGGCGAUCUCUGCUCCAGCCCUGACCCUAAAAUCUGCUACGUCUGCAAGAAGAGCUUCAAGAGCUCCUACAGUGUCAAACUGCACUACAAAAACGUACACCUAAAAGAGAUGCACGUCUGCACGGUGGCCGGGUGCAAUGCUGCUUUCCCUUCCCGACGAAGCCGAGACAGGCACAGCUCCAACAUCAACCUCCACCGCAAACUUCUGACCAAAGAACUGGACGACUUUGUCCUCGACCCCCAGCUCAUGCCGCUGCCCCGGGACAUGCGCGCAGAGCUAGCGGCCAAAAUCUACUCUGGACACAGACACGAGGACCCCGUGUCCCCCCUAGGCAACGGUUACCGCGGCGACAGCGAUUACACGGCGCUGGACCUGAGCACGGCGUCAAGCAUCCACUCCAGCGGCAGCGUCCAGUCGUCACGUGACUCGGACGAGGCCAGCGACGAGGGCGUGCUCCUGGACGAGCUGGACGUUAGCGAGGGAGAGGAAGCGGGGCCUGGGCUAGUUGAAGGGGCGGGGCUGGUGACCUCAGACCCCACCUCCUCGCCGUCGGCGACCGCUAAUGGCGGCAUCUUAUGCUCCAUCUGCCACAAAAUGUACAGCAACAAAGGGACGCUGCGAGUGCACUACAAAACCGUUCACCUGCGCGAGAUGCACAAGUGCAAAGUGCCCGGGUGCAACAUGAUGUUCUCCUCGGUCCGAAGCCGGAACCGACACAGUCAGAACCCCAACCUGCACAAAAACACACCCUUCAUCUCCAUGCUCGACUAGCCCCGCCUCCCCCUCCUCAGAGACACGCCCGCUUCCCCACACACUCUGCCCAUAUCUCUGCAUUUCAGUGUCAAAACGUGUCAAAGGUCCUGUAAUGCGACCACCAGACAAUGACCUUGGGUCAUGUCACUGCUCACGUCACUGCUCACGUCACUGCUCACGUCACGGCUCACGUCACUGCUCCCUUUCUGACUCGCUUUUUUUUUUCUUCUUUGGGAGAAUUUGACGGGACGUUUCUUUCCGACUCGAGGCUUCUCUUCUUUUGCUUGAUUCCCAAACGGCCGCCAUUUCGAUCCUAUUUUUUUUUCGUGUGUGUGUCCGACUCCAUAGAAGAUCCUCAGACUCUGUACGUGUGACUGUUGCCUGCAGAAAUGGUAUUAUUGAAAAAAGAAUAAUAAUAAUACGAGAAAAAAACGUCUCCUUGUUGUAUUUGUGUAACGAUAGCUUUAUGAAAAAAAAAAAGAAGCCCUACAUACAGUUACCUAAAGCAUGAACAGUUUCGAUCUGUAAAUAACGUCCUGAGAGGCUUUUUGGUGUAAAACAAUUGUAUUGAUGGUCGCUUGCUCUUUUUUAUUUUGCUCUUUAUUUUUUGUUGUUUUUCUUUCCUUUUGGUUAAAGUUUACUCUUUCAGCUGAAAGUGUAGGUGACAACAGGUAGCAUUUUACUAGCUCAUUUAUAUUAACGUCAAAAUUAAAAAAGAAAAAGGAAAAAAAAUUUACCCAAGAACAAAAAUAAUAAUAAUUGAUAAUAAUAAUAAUAAUAAUAAUGAUGAUGAUGAUAAUAAUAUUGUGACUCGUUUUAUCUACUUGUGAGAUUUUGCAGACGGAGCUGCAUGCUUUCAGGCUCCUGAACGACUCCUUUAGCUUUUUUAUCCUCCUUUUUCUUAAUUUUUUAAAAAAAAAAAAGAUUUAGUCAGACGUUUCGGUUUUUUGCACUUUGCAGCUAUAGCGAGCGGGAUGUGUAAUAUUAAUGAGGACGGAGACGCUCGGCAGUCACGGCCCGAGGAAAAAGGAAAUAAAACAUUGUAUCUUUACAGAAAUGUCCCGACUUUGCGCUUGUGUUGAGUCGAAGGUUGUGUAUCGUCUCUGACGUGGAACCCAGACACGGUAUCAGGUCACAUGACUGGAGCGAGCGUUAGCGUGUGAUGUCAUCAACCUGCCAUUUGUGACAUCACACGCAAAACAGGACAAAUGUCGCGUUCCGCCAUAAAAAUGAUCAGAACGAUCAGAACACGUGAAUUUAACGGCGGCUCAGAUUUACACGUCCUUCACACCGACCGGCGAACGUCACGUUUUCAUCAGAUUCACCUCGACUUUAAAUUGUUUGGUUAAACGUGUAAAAGGGACAAGUUUGUAUGUCACUGUCUAAGCUCCGCCCAUGUCACAUAAUGAGGCCAUUGAUCAAUCAAAUGAAGACGUAAAGAAAAGAAAAGAAAAGUGUCAGACGUUAAUCAGUGAACUGGUCCAUGUUUCCCCGAAUAUGGGUGUGGUCUGAUCACACUGCUCUCUGUGUUGUGUGUGAGAGCGGAGCUGGAGCUCAGUGUGGGACUGAACACUGACCCCUGAACACUGACCACUGACCCCUGACCCCUGAACACUGACCACUGACCCCUGAACACUGACCACUGACCCCUGAACACUGACCACUGAAUUGUUGCUGCACCACAUUCACUUUCACACCACUUUUCUUUCACUCUCAUGCUGAUGGGAGGCAGUAAGGUAUUGAGGCAGUGAGGCAGUGAGAUGGUGAGGCAGUGAGACAGUAAGGCAGUGAGACGGUAAGGCAGUUAGACAGUAAGGCAGUGAGACAGUAAGGCUGUGAGACAGUAAGGCAGCGAGGCAGUGAGAGAGUAAGGCAGUGAGACGGUAAGGCAGUGAGACAGUGAGGCAGUGAGACAGUAACGCAGUGAGACAGUAAGGCAGUGAGGCAGUAAGGCAGUGAGAAGGUUGGGUUUACGAGCGUGAUUAAAUCCGAGGCGCAGCACACCGGAGGCAGGAGCACCGACUCUGUGCUGAUCUGUGUAAUAACUCGCUCGUCACUUUGUUACGUUUAGAGACGUGAAAGCUGCUGACAUGCUCGUGUCACACACUCAUCUAACCCCCGCCUAUCCCCCCACCCCCCACCACCACCACCCUCCUCCGUGUGUUGGGGUUCCUCAGGGACUCAGGUUAAUAACACACGUUUAAGUUCCCCGUCACUCUGAAUAACAGCAGCUGUAAUUGCCUGUUUAUUUCGUUUGAGAGAAAAAAUUGAGCAUCGAGAGCGAGCGACUUCUCCCGAGUCACAUACACUCACUGCUGACAGCUGUCUGUCUGUCUGUCUGUCUGUCUGUCUGUCUGUCUGUCUGUCUGUCCUGCUCUCUCUCUUACACACACACACACACACACACACACACACACACACUGCACUAACAGGCUGGAGAGAUGACAGGAGCAGGAGGACUUGUUAACCUCUUGUGAUGGACGAGGCAGAAAGAAAAGCCCAGUCUUCUUUCCUUCCUUCCCUCCUCUUUUCUUUUUGCUUUUUUCAUUACUCUUUUCUUUUUUAUUCACUUUUGUCUCUUUUCUUCUCUUACAUUCCUCUUUAC
Tachysurus fulvidraco (yellow catfish) is the source of this 6297-nucleotide messenger RNA. It is a transcript of the gene bnc2, whose product is annotated as basonuclin 2. Lineage: Eukaryota; Metazoa; Chordata; Actinopteri; Siluriformes; Bagridae. The transcript has 5 exons. Bases 459 to 3710 code for a protein of 1083 amino acids. Gene Ontology annotation, cellular component: nucleus. The record is from RefSeq and is a predicted model, not a curated record. Gene Ontology annotation, biological process: regulation of DNA-templated transcription.